AAGUCUUUUGAUGCACACCCAAGAAGAGAAAGCCAAGUGAGACAGCUGGCAUGGGUGGGUGAUGGGGUCUGGGUGUCUAUUCGGUUGGACUCCACCCUGCGUCUCUAUCAUGCGCACACCUAUCAGCAUCUACAAGAUGUGGACAUUGAACCUUAUGUAAGCAAAAUGCUAGGUACUGGUAAACUGGGAUUCUCAUUUGUGAGAAUCACAGCUCUUAUGGUGUCUUGUAAUCGUUUAUGGGUAGGAACAGGAAAUGGUGUCAUCAUCUCCAUUCCAUUAACAGAAACUGUAAUCCUCCACCAGGGACGUUUACUGGGGCUGAGGGCUAAUAAAGCAGCAGCAGGCUCCGGAAACCGUCCGGGAAGUGUAAUACGUGUGUAUGGUGAUGAAAACAGUGACAAAGUGACUCCAGGAACAUUCAUUCCCUAUUGCUCAAUGGCACAUGCUCAGCUUUGCUUCCAUGGGCACCGUGAUGCUGUUAAAUUCUUUGUUGCAGUACCUGGUCAGGUUGUUUGCCCACAGAGUAGUGGUGGAACAGAGCUAACAGCUGAUAAGCCAGCCCAAGAGUCCUCCAGCCAGAGUCCCUUAAAAUCAAUGUUGGUGAUAAGUGGUGGAGAAGGAUAUAUUGACUUCAGAAUGGGUGAUGAAGGUGGAGAAUCUGAACUCCUUGGAGAAGCUCUACAACUUGAACCUUCUGUAGCCAAAGCUGAGAGAAGUCACUUGAUAGUGUGGCAAGUAAUGUGUGGCAGUGAGUGAGCCUGUAGGAUGCAGCUGGAGACCUUAAAAAAGAUAAAGAAAAAAAAAAAAAGCAAAAAAAAAAAGCUUCUGCAUGGUUUUUUAUUUUGUGAAACCUGUUUCACUACAUGAUGUUGAAGCAUUUCUUUGCUGUUUAACUUUAUAUUGCAAAUCUGUCAUACCUUUAACUAUACAGGAAUUAGCUUGUGCUGUUUUACUGCACCCGUGUUACAUGGAACAGUGUAAUGAAAAUGGGUCUGUCUCCAGACUGGUGUGCACCCCACAGUCAGCAACUGAGACAUUGGUUUUACUGUACCACAGCAAUCUAAUGUAGUUCACUUCUUUGGUAGUCUCACUUGAGUUGAGCUUUAUUACAACUGAGCUUCAUUUCACUGUAUAAUGCAUUGAGUAAAACAGCAAAGUUAUUCCCAGAGUAGUAAAAAAAUUGACCAGUUUAUAAAAUGAAUUGUUAAAACUCACCCAAAUACUCAGUGAGGGCUAAAGCAAACUGUAAAUU
Molecule: messenger RNA, 1252 nt
Organism: Merops nubicus (carmine bee-eater)
Lineage: Eukaryota; Metazoa; Chordata; Aves; Coraciiformes; Meropidae
Product: C-Jun-amino-terminal kinase-interacting protein 4-like
Exons: 6
Biological process (GO): vesicle-mediated transport
Cellular component (GO): cytoplasm
Molecular function (GO): JUN kinase binding; signaling receptor complex adaptor activity; MAP kinase scaffold activity
Source: RefSeq, a predicted model, not a curated record